Messenger RNA from Glycine soja, 1454 nucleotides. RefSeq names its product protein LIGHT-DEPENDENT SHORT HYPOCOTYLS 4-like. The coding region runs from base 298 to 1041 and encodes 247 amino acids. Gene Ontology annotation, cellular component: nucleus. Gene Ontology annotation, biological process: mRNA transcription; response to light stimulus. Lineage: Eukaryota; Viridiplantae; Streptophyta; Magnoliopsida; Fabales; Fabaceae. The record is from RefSeq and is a predicted model, not a curated record. The transcript has a single exon.
CUAUAUAUACAAAUUUCUUUAACCAAUCAAAAAAACAUACCUUGAGAUAAACUCUAGAUAUACAAAUUCUUUAACCAAACAAAAAACAUACCAUGAGGUAAACUCUAUAUAUACAUAUAUCUUUCACCAAACACAACACAUCUUGUACUAAACACACACAUUUCUAGUCCCCAAACCCUAAACUAGAAGAGAAAAAGAGAAAGUGCAACAUCAUAACAUCAAAUUCGUAUGUGCUUUUGCUUACCCUAAAAUCUCCAUCCCUACAAAAAGAAGAAGAAAAACAAGAAGAAGUUUAACAUGUCAGCUGCCGUGGCCGCUUCCGCUGCCGCCGCUACCAUGUCGGGUUACCACCACAACUCCUCCUCGAGACAACAACAACACAUAGACCAUGAAUUGGCCUUAACACCACAACGAGUGUGUGUCUCUCCACCUCUGAGCAGGUACGAGUCACAGAAGCGGCGCGAUUGGAACACCUUCGGGCAAUACCUGAAAAACCACCGACCACCUUUGACUCUCUCACGCUGCAGCGGCGCGCACGUUCUGGAAUUCCUCCGCUACCUCGACCAGUUCGGAAAAACCAAGGUUCACGCCGAAACCUGCGGAUACUUUGGAAACUCCCACCCUCCGGGUCCCUGCGCGUGUCCCCUGAGGCAGGCGUGGGGCAGCCUCGACGCGCUCAUUGGCCGGCUACGCGCCGCCUUCGAGGAGAACGGCGGCGCGCCGGAGAUGAACCCGUUCGGGACACGCGCAGUGAGGUUGUACCUCAGGGAAGUGAGGGACGCGCAGGCCAAGGCGAGAGGCAUAGCUUAUGAGAAGAAGAAACGGAGAAAACCACAACAAAGUGGACAUGAUCAUGAUCAUGAUGCGAUGAUGAUGGUGGGUUCUACGAGUGAUGUGAAUUAUUCUUCAGGGUAUAGUGGUGGUGGUGGUGGUGCCUUUGUUCCUCAUCAGCAAAUGCUGUCUGAUUCGAAUGGGACAGCUUCUACAUCUGAUGGGGUUUCUUAUUUCUCAUCAUCAUCCCAGUGUGGUGGGUUUAAUUGAUUGCGAUCAUGCGUGUUAUUUGAUCCCUAAGAAUCAAAAAUAGUGUCAAAAAUUUACAAUAAGUGGCACAUCCUUCUUCAACCAACUGAACUACGUCUUUAACAUUAUUCGUGUUAUAUGUUAUGAUGCAUGGUGGAAAAUUAACGAUUAAUGAUAUUAUUCUAUUCUAUUCUAUGGUUAGCGAUGUGGUAGGGCUCAAGGAUUCAACUAGUGUGGUCAUUAUUAGAAGCUUGUCAGGGUUUUUUUUUUCUUUUCUUUCUGAAUAGAAGCCUGUCAGGGUAGUGUCUAAUUAAUAUCGUAAUUUCGUUCUAUAUGGAAAAGUAUUGUGAAAGUUGAAGGAAUUCCUGCAUAUGGAGCUUGCAAAAGUGCAUACAGCAAACUAUUGUAUAAUUAAUAAGUGUGACUUUGAUUAA